AAAAGGGACACCCUUUGAAACGAAGCCGCCUCCGCAACAGAUGACAAUCUCCGGACAUGAGAUGGAUUAGCGGACGGAUCCAAUUCAGAACAUCUUUUGCUUCGUUCAAGAGAGAGAGCACGAGGCGGCGCGUUGCGCGACCAGAUCGUUAAGACGAAUUGAGCUCAGCUUGUCACACCUUACGGAUUUUGUCACGCAAAAAUCGCGUUACAAGCGUGUUGCAUCAGACGAGUGGAAAGCGUCACUUUGGAUGUUAAAUACUGAAGCGAGGUCGCAUGGUCCAUUUUUUUUGCCUGGUGGGUUGACAGCUAAGCGCCGAGCACAGACAUUGACGAGUCUCACUCGUGCUCUGUGGGCGGCUGUGUCCUGUCAUGACGGCGGAGGCGCUCUGCAAUUUUUCUCUGCCGGCAUUGCAGGCUUCAGAAGAGAGCAGCAGCGGGAGGAGGAGAAGAAGAAGAAGAAGAAGAAGAAGCGGCGGCAGCAGCAGCAGCAGCAGAAGCGCACACAUGCCGGAAAGGUCGCCAAAAGCGCCCCAAACUUGUUGGGGAUGCGGCGUUACUCACGGCUCCUGUCCCCUCUCCACCUCCAACCGCCUUUGAAUUUGCCCGGGGCGUCCGCCGGCGACCACGCCCCGCUGAGCGCCCCGACUAACAGCAGAAGAAGAAGAAGAAGAAGAAGCGGCGGCGGCGACCUCCGCCGCGCCAUGCCUCCGAGCCGCUCCAGCUCACGACUGGGCUUCAGCGGAAGCCGCUACUGUGUCUUCAGAUGGGCUCGGCACCGGAGCGGAGCCCCGGUCCUCCCCGACGAUCGGAUCCAUCCCUCAGAGGUGCAAAGUGGCUGGAAAAAUCCUCCUUCUUCUUCUGUUUCUUCUGCCUUCUCUUUGAAGAAUCUUCUGAACGCUGGAAGUUGAGCAGCAGCCGCCGUCCUCUUCUCGCUGUCACUCGUCCGCGGAUGUCAGACAAAUAAAUCGCCGCGGAGCAGCCUCGACUUUGAGAGCAGCGAGCGUCUCACCCUCGAGGGGACGGGUGUAGUAAUGGUUCCGAGUCCUUUCACACCGGCACACCCGCGAUGCUCACGCACGGAUGGGAUUUCAUCAUGUGAGUGUGCACCGGUACGCGCACGCGCUCGCUCGCACGCUCUCAUACACUCUCAGGAGUACGACUGGCAGUAAAUCCGCCCUAAUGGCUCUGAAAGAACAUCACACAUUACACGGCAGCGCGUCGGAAAUGGCAACGCGUGCGGUGCCUCGGAGUGGCUCGUAAACAGAGGACGCCACAUCAGGCGUAGCUGCGACGAGAAAUGGAGGCAAACAUCGGGAAAAGACCAAAAAAAAAGUGAACGCGUGUCUACAAUGUGUCGUGGUCCAGACGCAGAUUUGAGUCGUAAAAGUUGCUCGGCGAAAAAAAAAAAGGAUUAAAUGAUGCAGCGCCAAAAAGGACCCGAGGAAAAACUAUUAAGCGGCCAGAAUUUGACACAGUUGACCCCAAAACUGGUGCUAAUGGAAUAUAGGAACCCAGUUGGGCUCAGAGAUCUGCAGACUCAGAUCAGAUAGCGGAGCGCAGAGUCCGAGGCAAGCGAGGUGAAGCGGCCGCACACAAAUGGGAGAAGUGACGUUAGCGCUCUUUUGCGAUCAGACGGAGCGUUUCGAUUUUUUGAAGCGCUUUUAAGCAUAUAACGCACGCUGAGUUACCCUGUGAGUGAAAUGUGCUAGAUGAUGAAACUCGGCGUGCCGAGUACGCGCGGUUCAAAUUGAGUGGCAAUGGGGCAAACUCUCUUUGAGCGGAUUUGCCCUAAAAUGCCGGUUUCCCGCCAAAGCAAGAUGGCCGACCUCCUUUUCUGAGACGUUUGCGUCAUCUACUUGUGUGACAGACAUGCAUAGCAAAUGUCAAGUUGUUAAGUCAAAUUGGCCGAACAGGCCGAACUUUCAAACAUUUCUUGAGUUAUUCGUGUUGUUUUGUUUUUGCGCGACGGCGAAUCAUCAAAUUUUGCUUCCGUGCUCCGCCCACAUACCGUGAAGCCAAGUCCAACUUCUCACGAUUUAACCUUGUCCGUCUGUCUCGUAAAUGAGGUUGAACUUUGGCGGCAAUGGGACAAAAGUCCUCUUUGUACGCCGCCAGUUGAAUCAAAUGUUUGGAGGUCAAGCGUACGAGUAGACCCGCAGCCUGCAAAACCG
Phyllopteryx taeniolatus (common seadragon) is the source of this 2173-nucleotide messenger RNA. RefSeq lists its product as uncharacterized. The record is from RefSeq and is a predicted model, not a curated record. The transcript is spliced from 4 exons. NCBI's taxonomy places the organism in Eukaryota, Metazoa, Chordata, Actinopteri, Syngnathiformes, Syngnathidae. The coding region runs from base 251 to 910 and encodes 219 amino acids.